Molecule: messenger RNA, 41579 nt
Organism: Porites lobata
Lineage: Eukaryota; Metazoa; Cnidaria; Anthozoa; Scleractinia; Poritidae
Source: the annotation of a GenBank genome assembly
AUGGGGAACAAAGGCAUGGAAGACCUUAUCCCUGUUAUGAACAAAAUUCAAGAUGCUUUUGCGCAUAUAGGACAACCAUCCUCUAUAGAUUUGCCUCAGAUUGCCGUUGUGGGAAGCCAGAGCGCUGGUAAAAGUAGUGUUUUAGAAAACUUUGUUGGAAGGUGAGUGUAAACGUUAAUAGCUAACAAGAAUCAAUCGGUGUUUACAACUCGAACAUUGGCAUCAACGGCCUGAAUGUAUUCAAUAUUCCAGGGAUUUCUUGCCGCGAGGAUCCGGCAUUGUCACAAGAAGACCACUGAUUCUUCAACUUCAUCCGGAGAAGUCAGGUGAUCUACAAUGGCUCGUAACGAUUGUUUCAAAUGUUUAGCAUUUGAAGUGGAAAAUUGAAAAUAGCAGAUCUGUUUUGUUACUUUUCGUCCAGUGACUGACAUUGUCCUGAUAACAGUCGUGCCCAUUAAAAAACACUGUAAUUGGCUAUAUGCCCGGCAGCCGGGAAGGGUCUUAAAAAAACUAAAUGCCUGGCAGUUAGAAAAUUUUUUGGAUUUUCUUCGAAACCCCCCUUUCUAAUCGUCUGAAAGUACUCUAUCUUCAUUUAAAAUCACCAAGCGAUCAGGAAAACAGGAAUGGCUUCGCAGUUGAGCGUUUGUGUUUUCUUGGGCAUAGAGUAGUGUCUACGCCUUUUCGACAUUUCGAAAAAUUUCGUGAGUAGCAGCGCGUGACUCACAGGCACGUUUUCGCACAGGCCAAAUAGAGGGGGACAUUGGGGGUAUCCAAUACUGCAAUACCGUAACAAAUUAUGGCAAAUAACGAAUACCGCGUCGAAAAUCGUCUAAAUACCGAUACCGCAUAUUUUAACCACAUUUAUAAUCGGUUCCGCAUACUUAUGGUUGCUUCCAUCUAGCACGUUUAAUUAUCUCAGGCUUUCAUGCACCAGAUGUCCAUGUUUUUUUUAAUAUUUUGGUAGUUCGCAAUUUUUUUGCAAAUUUUCGCUGAAAAGUAAACUACAUUCGUUCAACCGUUUGGUAGGUCGACCCAACAUCUAAUCAACUCCAAUAAAAAUAACUCUUGAAAGCGCGAAAAACAAACCAACCAUAGCCUGCUAGAGCAUCCGGUUUUUUCGGCUCAAGUUUCGAGUUUCAAAAACCGAAUGCUUUCGCAGGCUAAACCAACCAAAACCAUUUCCACGCACGUCUAGUGCGAGUUUUGAUAAGUGAGUCUAGUUUGGCAAGUCAGUCUGAUAGGGGUCAACUUUCUCGGCUGUCUCACACGCCGUGCCGGUAAGAGGCAAACUUACCAAAUUUUCUCUUUUAAUUUUACAAGGCGUUUUUCAAUUCUCGAAACCCGACAUCUAAACUUAUUCUUGUUGCGAUAAUGUUCGCCUCCUUCGCCUUCUUCAUAAAAAAUUGCCACACAGUCAAUGAUGUGUGAUGACCACGCCGUCUUCAACCUCAGCGACUUUAGCCAUUGUGAGAAAACGUGGAAGACCUCGAAUUACCGGCACAGAUACACAGAUCGAAAAGCCUGGUGAGGUAACUUGAGACGACUCAUUAUCAUUGGAUGCAACAACAAUCACAUUGUAUAUUAUCGACCAUUAACUGUCACAAAAUGACCCACGAAUGGUGUAAUCAUUUACCGUUAUGUCUCAAGACUUCUAAAUAUUAACUUUUAUUGACCUUUAUGUCCUACUGUGUUUUGUUUUGCGAAAGAAAAGCGCAAAUAAAAGGUACCGUAAAACCGUGAACAAUCUUAUUUCACCGAAUACCGUCUGCCAAAAUGAUGAAGAAUUGCAUACCGCAGAGCUAGAUGAUACCUCAAUACCGCACGUUAAAUUAAGAAAUACGGCAUGAAAAAAAGCCUAAUACCACAAUACCGUAAACCCCCAUGUCCCCUUCUAAAUAAUCGGCUGUCCGAGAGGCGACUGAAAAGUUAGGAAGCCUAUUAUUAAGCCAAAGAAUACAUACUUCCCUCGAUUAUUUUCCCAAAGCAAUAACAAGGAUACAGCGCUUUCAUUUUCAAACCUCAUUUUGCAAGGCCUCUAGCCGCGUGAAGGUAAACUCUCGACACAGCUUGAGUCCCCCUCAAAAUAUUCUAUCCUUGUUUAGAAUUGGAAAGUAAUGGAAAACCAACAGCGUUUUUCGAAAUCCCUUUUUGUAAUCGUCUGAAAGUAUUCUAUCUUCAUUUAGAAUCAACAAGCGAUCAGGAAAACAGGAAUGGCUUCGGAGUUGAGCGUUUGUGGUUUCCUGGGCAUAGAGUAGAGUAGACGCAGUUUCGACCCUUCGAAAAUUUCGUGAGUAGCAGCGCGUGACUCAGAGGCACGUUUUCGGACAGUCUAAAUUACUCGGCAGUCUGAGAGGCGACUGGAAAGUUACAAAGCGUAUUGUUAAGCCAAAGAAUACAUACUUGCCAGCGCUUUCAUUCUCUGUUUUCCUGAUCGCUUGGUGAACACCCUUUCCGGCUGCCGGGCAUAUUGUCGGUUUUCACAUGACGUCACUAAAAUUUAAACUAAAAAAACCAUCGAUCCUACCGAGAUUUUGCUUUCACGAUGCAUUAGAGCAGCUGAAAACUAAUUUUCAUACAAAUUUUCGUUUCAAAAGGGUUCUUGGUUUUGUGAUAGAGUACGCUUGAAUUGCUAAGCUUUUGCGUGACGCGGCAUUUACAUGAUGGCCAAGAGAGCUGUCAUGUAGGUUAAAGAAUGACUUAUUUCAGGAAAUUUGCUAUCUAAACAGUUCAUGUAUUAGAAAAAGUAUUACUUUAAUGUUUAUGAGUUUCUCGAAUAAUAAAUUCACGCUUUUGUAGCAAAACUCGGUAACAGAUGUUUCUGUUGGUUUCCGUCCGCCAUGUUGGAGCUCUCCCAGGCGAGCACCAGCAUGGCGUUUCCAUACAAAUCUCUAUAAGUUUGCGUAAAACAUUUCUUCGGAUAUCUCGUAUACGAAAUAUUCCUCUGACCUGAAUCUUGGCGAGGGUCUUUGUAUAUGUACCUCCUUUCAUUUCCCAGAUUCUAGACUUUAUCUAUUGAACGGUUUUGAUUUUGAUUUUGAUCUAUUUUGAAUGGCGUUAAAAAGUAAUAAGUAAAUAAUAUAAUGAUAGUAAAAAUAAUAAUUAAUACAGUAAAAUAAAGUGAAAUCUCAAAAAGUAAAACAGUAAUAAUGAUAAUAAUAAUGAUGAUGAUAUUAUUGAUAAUUACAAGAGUACUGAUAAUGAGAACUGAAUAAUGAAAGAGGAUCGAUAUAGAUUGUGCAAAAUGUUCCCUAAAAUAAUGUUAUAAGAGAGUUAUAGAAUCCCAGGGGCCCCACUCACAUAUUUUAAUGACGGGGGGGUCCGACAGAGGUUCAUAUUUUAUACCCAAAAAAAUCCCAACUUCAGAAUUUGUCUACCCAAAAAAAUCCCUACUUUUUUUAGCAUACCCAAAAAAAUCCCUCAGUGUUUUUGCAUCAGCAAAUUUUAUUAUUUAUCUUCUGGAAAGCUAAAACAUGCCAACUUCAACUUUGGUUUUGGUCAAAAACAAAACUAUAAAUUGCGCUUAUGUUAUUUUUGAUUUGAGCUGAUGAAAAAUACAAUACCCAAAAAAAUCCCUCUGUAGUUUUCGCGACCCAAAAAAAUCCCGGCGUCUUUCACAGACCCUAAAAAAUCCCUUUUGGCCAAAAUGUCAGACCCAAAAAAAUCCUUCGGACCCCCCGUCAUUAAAAUAUGUGAGUGGGGCCCCUGGGUAUAGAAUUAAUUACCCUGAGAUCAGGCUCUAUUUUCGUUUCGCUUGGAAAAUUACAUUCCGGUGGGCAAGGCGAAACGAAAUGAGAGCCUGAUACAAACCUUUAACGAAAUGGCUGCCGCCCACUUUUUUGAUUGAUUGACAUUUGCCGAAUCAGCCAAUCAGAAUUACUUCCGUUGCUUGUUUUUCUAGUAUGCAAAUUUUUCACGCGUGGGAAAAAUACAGACUGGCUGACUUAAAAAAUAGCGUUUAUCUGUUACUUUUUUCAGCUAAAAAUAAAACAGUCAUCAGCACAAUCACAUUUAAUUUCUUGCGAGAUUAAGAGAGAUCUCGAAGGUUACUUCUGUUGGCGUAGAAGGUAAAAAGUUUUUGAAAAGACGGCGACACGAUGUUCUACUAGUUUUAUUAUUUUGGCUAGGCGCUCUGGAAUUUAAAAUACUGAAAUCUCUAUUUUUCCGUUGUCUUGAUAUUUCCCUCGGCAAUUUCCCCCGAUUUUCAGUACAUAAAUCUUUAAAAACAAAAGCAAACAGCCAACGAGCAAGGACACCAGUUUUCUUGGUUUAUUUUUAACAAAAAGCGUAGUCAAACAACCAGUCUGUGAACACUAAAAAUUCCUUGAACAGCGAUGCAAUAUUUUUCGUAUAAUACUUCACAGUUGCACUGUAAUUUUCAGGGAGUUAUAAUAACUCCUCUAGUGGGGCUAAUUUAACUCCUUACAGUGGAGUUAUUUUUCGUGGAGUUAUUUUAACUCCAAAAAGGAGUUUAAAGAACUCUUUUUCAGGAGUAAAAGUGACCACAGAUUUUGAGGAGUUAAAAUAACCCCAAAAAAGGAGUUAUCCUGUACCUAAAAUUUUUACUCCACUUUCAGAGUUAAAUUAACUCCAAAAAGAGUGAAAACAACCCCUGUAAGGAGUACAAGUAACCCCAUUUCGGAGUAAUUUUAACUCCAAGACUGGGAGUAAAAAGAACUCUUUUUCAGGAGUAAAAAUGACCCCAAAUUCGGAGUUAAAUUAGGAGUUAAAAUAACCCCAAAAAAGGAGUUAUCCUGUACCUAAAAUUUUUACUCCAUUUUUGGAGUUAUAAUAACUCCCUAAAAAUUACGGUGUGGCGAUUGAGGUUUCUUUCGCAGUGAGCCUCCACUUGCGUACCCCGUUCAGAGAAGUCAUUCCCGGCUAAACUUUCAAAUGAAACCAGUUUUAAGAUGGACAGUAUUUUGAUUUGCACCCGCUUGUUGGUAAAUCAAAAUGCACCUUGUUAGCGGUCAACAACUUGCAGAGGGAUUCAACUCCGCGAUACACUCACUUUCCGUACAUAAAGCAAAUCCUGAGAAGAUAUGAACAACCACAUGAAUUUUCUGAAUUUCCAUGGCACAUAUUAAGGCAUAUUUUCCUACCAUAAGACCAUAAAACAAUAAAAAAGACAGCAAAAUCGAUCCUUCUCUCCACCGACGACUGAUCAUUAACGAAAACAACCAAGCGAGGAAUAAGCGCUUCCAACUUCCGGCGUUUCCCACAGCCAAUCAGAUCUUGUGGCAUUGUUCUAACAGCCAAUCAGCGUUACGGCCAAAAUCUGGCCGUAACGAGCACAUUAACGAGCAUAAUAACGAGCAUCAACUUGUAAUAGUUUGUAUCAGGCCCAAUUUCAGCGGUAGCCGUUAGAGAGAAUGUAUGAGAACCGCUCAAAUUGGGCCUGAUCUCAGGUUAAGAAUUAAUGGUUAAAAAACGAACAUGUUUUGAUGUUCAACUAUCAUCAUUAUCAAGUCAAAGAAAAAGAGUUGUUUGGAAAAAAUAAUAAUUACUUAAACAAUAAUUCAUAACUAGACUGAACUUACAGACGUAUGUAAGUGUCAAAAAUAACUGAUCAAACAAAGAGCAUGGCAUGGAUGGAAUUAUCAGCUUGGGAGUUCAAGAUUGGUUUGAGUUCUGAACUCAAUGAAAGUAAAUUAUUGUAAAACUGCCCAUUUUUUAAUUCCCCGGUACAUCUUGUUGUGCAUUAACUCUUUGACUUUUGAUUUUGCCUGUUGUACAGAGUUUGCAGAAUUUCUUCACUGCAGGGGAAAGAAAUUUACUGAUUUUGAAGAAGUAAGGAAAGAGAUUGUGGCAGAAACUGAAAGAGAAACUGGCAGCAAUAAAGGAAUUUCAUGUCUACCAAUUAAUCUUCGGGUUUUCUCUCCUCACGGUAGGAAAAUUAGCGAUCUUUGUUUUAACAGGGUCAGGGUAUGAGGGGCCGGGCCACACCUCCCCGCCCAAGGAUACACCUUACUUUUUAGAGUUUCAAAGCACUGGGCACCCUUCAAUUUUCCUUAGAACACAGCCUUGGUGUGACAAACAUCCUGCAUACUGCUAGGAUUAGAUGUCAAAGAUACAUGUACAUGCAUGUAUGUGCUUUUGCACAAUGAUAGAAUGCCACUCUGAUCACUAGGAAACAGGGUUUAAAAUGAUUAUCUCCAUCUUUGUUUAGUCUGGGGUCAGAAUCAGAAACGCACACUUUAUAAAGUCAAAUAUUUGCAUACAACAAAAGUUGGCCAUUCUUUUAAGAAAAUGUUCAAGGUUUGACUUCCAAUCUAUGGACUGCUACACAGACCAUACAUGCUAAAAAAAGGUGACUUCCUUUCAUACAAAAAUUAAAUUAAAAUAUUUUUAAUAUUUAUUCAUGAAAGAAAAAAAAUUGUUUUUAACAUUGUAUAUUAGCCGAUCCCUAUGGAAGCCAGUCUUCUUUUAAUAAUUUAGUGACACAAACUUGAGCCAGGUUUCAUUUUAAAAUAUUAUUGCGAUGCUUUUUUUGGAGUUUAGCACCAGUAGUAGAAAACUGUCUGAAAACUGGAAUAUACUUAGGGGGUGUUACAUGACACCGGGGCGACUUUCGCACUGGCGCGAGCUCACUCCGGUUCCCUCUCAUAGCUCUAUAUUCGUUUACAUGAUCCCACCACAAAAUGUCAUGCCGGCGCUAGUCACCCUGUCGUGAGUUCGCUCCGGUUGUUGUACCAGGACGAGAAUUUCACGCCAGCAUGAAAUCUCGCAACGGUAUCAUGUAAACGCAAAACGACCACUUGUUUCGGUGUGAAACCGGACUGCCUGUGGACUGUAACGCGUAGCGCAUGCGUAAUGGUUGCGAUUUUGAAUCACAUGGGUAUUUUAUCAACAUGAAGUCUACCUCCAAAUAACAAGAAAUAAAAUGGCCCAGUCAACAUGUAAACUGGAUACAAAAUCAUCGCCGUAUGAAACUCCCAAAGUCAUCGCCGUAUGAAACUCCCACCGGUGCGAGUUUCAUAUUUUCUUUAUAUUUUUUAGUGCUGAAUUUGACUCUGGUGGAUCUUCCUGGUAUGACAAAAGUUCCUGUUGGUGAUCAGCCAGCAGAUAUAGAAAUGCUGAUUAGAAGCAUGUUGAUGCAGUUUAUCACCAAACCAAACUGCCUUAUACUGGCAGUGUCACCUGCAAACUCAGAUUUAGCUAACUCUGAUGCACUGAAGAUUGCAAAGGAGGUAGAUCCUGAGGGUAAGUUUUUUAAUGCACUCUUUGUACUUGGCCAGCUUUUUGGAGGUGUGUAAAAUAAUAUUGCUCAAGAAAAUGAUGCAGAAGAAUAUAAAAUUUGAACUAAGAAAUUAAUCACUUGUCACUUGUAUGUAUUUUAUUCAUUUUUUUCACUGGCCCUGGUCUCUACUGCACUUACUAAUUGUGUACAGGAAUAAGUACCCAAAAGGACUGAACAUUGAUUAAAUUUGUCUUUCAAUGAUUCAGGUGUACGAACAAUUGGAGUAAUAACCAAGUUGGACCUCAUGGAUGACGGAACAGAUGCACGAGACAUUCUAGAAAACCGAGUCCUUCCUUUAAGAAGAGGUCAGACAGUAUUAUUUUAUUUUACCGUUGUAUGAAUUCACUGUAGUUGAAAAGUAAUACUGCUUAAAGUGACUAUGAUAACAGGCUACACUAAAAUCCAAGUCUUUUACUGUUCUUCUGGUCUCUGGGAAAACAAAGAUAUUUCACUCAAACAUCAAAGUGAGUUAAUUGCCAGAGGUCACUUGGCAGUGCUGAAGCAUACCCUGUUAUCGGCAGGUUGUUUAUUUUUGGGCCUAUUCAUCCCAUAUUUUUCAUCAAUGACACUUUCCAAUGUGUCCAGUGCCUCCCAGGGACAUUGAAGGGACAUGCUGUAGCCAAGUCAAAUUAUUGUUUUGCUUGCCAAUGAUUGCAGCAGCUGGAGGAAACUUGUGGUCAAGCCUGCUUGAUGUUAAUGAUUAUGAUGAUGAUGAUGAUGAUGAUGAUGGAAGCAAUAGUAUAUCUUUGGUUCCUUUUCAGGGCUCGAAAUUAAAAAAAUCCCCAAGUCGCCUUUUGGCGACCAGCUGGAGAAACAUAGUCUCCAGAUGCAAAUUUUUAGUCGCCAGUUUGUAUAAUGUAAAUGACGCAGCUCAUAGUAUGAGCUAGGCUUCUGAUAUUUAGCGCGGAUUUGCGAAAUUCAGGUGAAUACGCGAAAUCCCGCGAAAGCCAUGCAAAAUACCGCGAGAUUCGCUAGAAAACUUAACAAAUACAUAUCGAUACAGCAUAUUUGAAACUUAUCUCGGCUAUUGGGACUGUUUAAUUGCCGUAAACUUGCAAAUUUAUCUUGAAACUCCAUUACCACAACGAGCGAACAACGUCCUAAAACUCCCAGGCGUAAAUUAUGUUUGCGAAAAACUGCGCUCUAGUCAUGAUGUUAAAAGCUUUGCCAUUAGCGCUUUAUUGUUAAACAACAAGGCGCUUACAGCAGUCUCUUUCUACACGAAACAGGUUUUACUUGCUAAAGGUUUUUUACUUCCUACUUUAUCGACGUCAAUACUUUUUACUUGUUUCUGAAUUGAUUUAGUACGCGUGAUGGCGACGACCGGAAAUACGUCUGCGGUCGCAGGCUAUAGGCGUGUGUAAAUCCACGAAAAUUCAAGGGCCUCAAUUCCAGAGAAAUUACAUCAUUGCCAGAGAUCAAACAAAUGAUUUACACGGCACGUCAUUUCAAUCGUCGCCGAAAAUAAAAUCGCAUCUCAUCACAAGACCCUAAUGCAUAAAAUGAAAGUUUACAAAACGCAACCAUCGCAGUUUUGCUAAUUAAGAUUGUUUUUUCGACCACUCAGUAGUGUUCACUUGUUCCAAAGUAAUCGACGAUUUCAAGCGAUAGAAUUCGUGAACCGACACGUUUCGGAAAAGUUUUAAAUUUAAUCUUUCCUAAGCUUUCUUCGCAAAACAUGCGUGGCUUCGACCACGCAACGAUUCUUAGUCCCAGUUUCCACGGACUCUGCAAGUAACUCCUGGCACAAUGACCCCCAAUUUGUAUUUUAAAUACGACGAAAACCUCCGGGGGGUACUUCCAGAAAAACCGGGUCGGGUUGUGCGGCACUCUUCCUGAAACCCUUACCCUAUUUCAGACCAAAAUCUGUGAUUUUCCCUAUAUCCAACCGUAUUUCAGACCUGAAGCCCUGGAGCCCGGCGCGUGACAAGCUGUUACGGCACGUAUACGAUUGAUGCAAACAUUAAAAGAGAAAUGGUCUUAUCGCCAAAUGAUGAAGAACUAGCUUCUUCUAAAAAAAUAUACCCAAUUCAAGACUAGAGUGCACAAACCAUACCCUUUUUCAGACCACAAUGGUCGAAAUUGAUACCCUUUUUCAGACAAAAACGGCUAAAAAACCAUACCCUUUGGCGGGGCACAUACCUAUAUAGCCAAUAUAAGGAAGAACCCCCGGGGGGAAGGCGUUGCAGAUUAUGAAUCUCGCUGCUUACGCAAAAUAAGAAAAUGGCAUCACAACUCAGAUGAUAGCACUGACAUCAUUUUUAGACUAAUAUUAUCGGUUCUCUUCUUCAGUUUGAUAUCAAGUUGUGUAAGUCAUCAUCCGCUAUGGCAUUUAUUUUUUGCUUCCCAGUUUCAAUGCAAUUAUCUGUUUUCACUUUUAAAGUUUGGAUUUGUUGGUGUAUAUCAGUAUUCUUCUCUAAACACCUUAUUGAGCUAUCUCCAAUAUUGAGCAUUACAGUUGGACAGAUUGUGAAAACUAAAGUCCGGGUAAAUUUGAAGUAUAAUAAAAUCAUCGUAGAUUAUUUUUUAUCGUGUACACUAAUACUACUGGGCAAGGAAGAAUAAGUAUGUGAAAAAAUAUAAUUCACUGCCCUUGAAAAACUAACAAAGAGGUCGCAAGAACACAAAUAAGUAGCCCAGCAAUAUUUUUGUUUGAUAAUAACAGCUUUUUGUAAUGAAAUGGUCACUGAAAACUACCCAUGCAAGACAUACUAAGGAACAUAAAAGAAACUAAAUAUUCACUAGUCUUACAUUGAAACCAGACAUUGCUAUAUCUAUAUCUUACAGAUACAACCUAAAACAUUUGUAUAACAUACAAAUUCAAAAGUAUUUGCAAACAAGAAAAUUAUACAGAAUUAUGCACAAAUGAAAUACAAAUGGCCAGUAACAGCUAUUAAACCAUUGAAAAACAAACUUUUUAGUGUGACCAGCAACCCUAGCACACUUGUGUACUUCAUGUCCAGUAUGAUUCAAUUUCAUUCUUGGUUAAAUUUAUUAACUGCAGCCAGGCUUAAUCAAACUUGAUUCAAAAAAUACUUUGCUGUUUCCUUGUCUACAAUGUAUAAUAUUAAGAGAGAGGAUAUAAUGCUAGAAGCUAGAAAUAUUAUACGGUAGUACUAUCAAAAGAUAAGGCACCUCAAGGAAAUCGAGUUGGUCCCUACUAUUCUUCAGUCAUUUUCUUUCACUCUCUAAAAGAGUUACACCUGUCCAUUAAUGCAGACAUUUUGUGCCAGUCCCAAAAGUUUCCAUCUGAGAGCUGACUGUAGUUUGUGCGACACCACACUUAAGCCUCUGACGACAAAAAUACAAUGUUACACAGCCUUAAUUUAUUCUACUUGCAAUCAAAUUAAGACCUCUUCAUGUUCUUCUUGAUAUUCACGGUAUUAUGAACUCGUUUAUCUUUCAGUGUGUGUUCUAGUAGUCUUUUCAGGCCGGGCACUCACUGUUGUCCUGCAAAAAAUUAUAAUAACAAACACAUUCUAUGAUUCAAUUUUACAGUGGAAUCUUUGUGGGAACUUGAAAGCAAAUUUCUGCAUAGACUUCAUCCUGUUUCUGUGUAAUACAACCUUUAGAUUUAUACCGCAGUGAAGCAGAAUUUGUUGUUGUUUAUGUAGACUGCCACAUGCACCACAUCAUUCGAAUGUAAUUUUUUAGUAGUUCUCUAAUUUUUUUCUAAUUCUAAUUUUUUUUAGUUACAGAACCGCGAUCGGAUCGCGGUUCUGUAACUAAAAAAAAUUAUUUACCAUCUUAGUGUAUAUUAAAAAAAAGGGAAAAUUGCUAAAUUGGGCAACUGAAAUCUUUUAUUUUACUAACAAGCUAAACGCCAACGUACAAAACAAAAACCUUGCUAUCGCCACUAUGAAGUCGUCACUUCUAAAAAUUUACAUGUACAAACAAAAUUUAUAAAACCAUUACAUAUUUUUUUUGCAGCCGUUUAUUAUCAUUUGGGUUUGACUGGCAAGAUAAAACGCGACCUUCAACCUGUAAUAUUCGAUUGGCCAUUUUCACACUACAUAAACAUAAAGGGCGCAAAAACACCUCAACUUAUACGAGUAUCUAUAAAAUAUCACCUAAAUAUUUUCUGUAUAUCACAUAGAAAUACGCCAAAUAUCAAAUCUAAUUAUAGAUUGCAGCGAUCUAAAGAUAUAAAGCAAUAAAUCCGAACCUACCUCCAGCUAGACGGCGCCAUUUUUCUUGCCCUGACAGUGGAUCGAGAGCGGAAAGGCCAACUAGUUCCAGUCCUACUCCGCAUCACAGCUGAACCAGAGAGCGCGUAUGAGCGUUUCGAAGCCCUAGCUUCUUACCCCCUGAUGGUUUACGAAAUAGCCUGCGUAGCAAGCGUUUCCGUUUGGUGUCUUAGCAAAAAAAGACCGUGGAAAGGGAUUUUCGGUAUUGACCGCGCGAGAAAUGAAACGAGAACCAAAAAAGGAAAGAGGGGGGAGGGGAAGGGGAAGGAAAGAAACCUACCUUUCUUCCCCAACCCCUCCCCGCUCUUUUACUUGCGCCAUUUUUCGCUCGGUCUUUGACUCUUGUUCCUCAUUCUUUGCUCCUAAACAGCACAGAAACGCUUGCUGCGCAGGCUAUGUACGAAAUAUCAAAUUGUUCGUUACAAGUAUCCAGCAUCAUUAUAGUCAAACCAGGUCAAGCGUUCCCGUCGCUAACGAACUAAUGAAUUCAUGAACGGAAAAAUGAUUUCGUUUGUUGAUUCAAUAAUCCAUUUAUAAAAUGAACAAUCCAAUAUUCAUAUUUAGACUCGAUUCCAUAAUCGAAUGUUGAUCCGAUUACUGUUUUUUGAAAAACUACACUUUCCACAAGUCGACCUCAGAAUUUUGUUUUUUCUUCUUUUUUUCUAAGAGUCGAGUACGGGCGAGUCUGAAGUUCAAACCCAAACAAACUGUUACAUGUAUGCCAUUUUACUUCCAGUAAUUAGUGCAACUGACCUGACCUCUUAGAAACUGAGGUCAGUGUAUGUGCGGUGCUUGGUGGAUUUCGAUCCCCGGCCUUUGUCAGUUUCUUUGCGUUUGCGGUCUGUCUAUUCAAGCUGUUAUUUUGAUUAAAGGCAAUUAAAAACGCAAUCGUUAACGGCAGGAAAAGGGAAGCAAAUACGACUGAACACAACAGACAAGAAUAAAGAAGAGGUAGAUUUUGUUCAUAAACCAAAUCAACAUUUAAUUAUUGAAUCGAGGUCCAAUUUGACCGUUGGAUUAUUCAUUUUAUGAAUGGAUUAUUGAAUCAACAAACGAAAUCAUUUUUCCAUUAAUGAAUUCAUUAGUUUGCUAGCGACGGGAACGCUUGACCUGGUUUGACUGUAAAAAAGGAAAAGAAUCAGGCUGUUGAACAGGAGAGUGAAAUUUAUGACGAUUUGCUUGUUGUUUUUGAUCGCAUCAUUGAAGUUCUGCUUCCUUUUUUCAACAUUUGAUGUAUUCACUUCUUUCAAAGUUAUCUACGCUUUCAAACUACAGAAUUCGUGGAACGACUCAUUCCGAAAACGUUCGACAUAUUUCAGUGUGGGUCUACAACGAAUGGUGUGAGGAUUUGUAAGCGACAUCACCGUAUAAUCCAUCAAUCUUUCCGAAUUUUUCUUCUCAAAACAUAACAUUCUGACAAUUAUACGUUGUUUUUCGAAGCGUGAUGAGAAGCGUGAUGAGUAAAUCUUACUUUUGCCGCUCUGAGUCUAACAUUUAUUAGAGGUCAUGAAGGUUUCAAGUUCUCAAAGUUUCAUGCAGACCGCGUAGUUGUCGGGUUACCCUGCAGUCAAGCUCAACUUUCCAGAAUUUGGAAAGUACAACGUGAUUGGCUAAGCGUUGGAAAGGAAUGUUGUCUUCGGUUGAGCAGGCGUUUGUGGGGAGGGACGAAAUACGAGCUUCCGUAAAAACGCCUGCAUGGGAGGCUAUCUAGAGAGAGCACGAGCAUUUCUUACUUUUUGUUAUGUCUGUUUUGCACUUGCGAUUUUAUCGGCUUGCGGUGUCAUGUGAGCAUGAAACGUAACCUGUUUUGUCGAAAAAGAUAAAGUGUGAUUUCUUGCAUGGAAGAAAAAAUUUUGUUAUAGCUCUAAAACGUGAUAAACGUUGCGCGUUAUUCCAGUCAUCGCCGAAAAUAAACCGCAUGCUCAUCACGAGAUUCAUUUGCGUACAAUAAAAGUCGUCACGAUUCUUAUCCCCAGUUUCCACGUUCUCCGCUAGGAACGCGUGGCCUACAAACUAGGUCCCACCGACAAAAAAAAAGAAACGCCUGCAUUUUUAGAGUCUCGCUCUGCUAAAGCAAGCUCGACUAAAUAGCAAAUGAUUAUCUCUGUUAAAAAACAUUAAACACGCUCGUCAAAUCAGCUUAAAAUCGAUCGUUUUCUAGCGAGAUUUGUUCUGAAAAUUUCCAUGAAACUGGCCUUUUGUUACCGAUUGUUUUUCGGCAACUUAGCCCCACAGACGUUCGUCACGCGUUCCUGCCCCAAGAAAAAACUACUCAGUUAACUCACAAGCGUUUGUACUAGCGGCUACCCUCACAAUCCCAUUGAAAAAAAAAUUACCUCGGAGGUUAAAUUUGCUGAACGGAAGUCGGCUUUACUACAAAACAAUAACGUGUCAAAAAAAAUUCUGCCUUUUGUUCAGUCUUGCAAGGUAAGCCCGCCGUUGCAUCACCCAAAGAGCAACUUUAUGAGCAAAUGACAUCUAAUCCAGCCUUUACAGAGAGAAAUAUACAAAAAACCCAACGCUUAUCUCCUAGAUUCUUGUCCGGAGCAAAAAUCUUUGGUCACGUAUCACACUCUACGGAGCUUGUACGUAUGUGUUUGGCUUGUCAACACUUUGAAUUCAACAGCGCCUACUGGAUCUCCGACAAUCUGCAUGUGAUCACUAGCUGAUAUUUGCGAACAAUGGGAAAGAAAUUUAUCCUUAGGUUCAGCAGACGUUCGAGGGGCAGGAACGCGUUUUGAACCCCUAAGAACGUCUGCGUGGGAGGUUACCAAAGUGACUAAACCAGAAUUUUUUGUCGCCAAGGAGAAAAUAUUAGUCGCAUUGGCGACAGUUUUAGUCGCAAUUUCGAGCCCUGUUUGCCAUAAUCAAAAGUGGGCUGUCAUUAAGAUGUGGGGGACGGGGAUUUCCCCUGGGUACUUUCAUAGGAAAAGAGUAGAAAAAUAGAACCAAAAGAAAUCCCUAGCUGUUUGAUUCGCCCCUACUUGUUGAUUUUACCCGGAAACUUGAAAUCUUAGUGACAACCCUAGUUAAGAAUGUUGACUUUGUUAUUUUUUGCAGGCUACAUUGGAGUGGUAAACCGAAGUCAAGCUGACAUUGAUGGAAGAAAAGAUAUCAGAUCGGCUUUAGCUUCUGAACGUAAAUUCUUCCUCAGUCAUCCUUCAUACAGGUUAGAGCCUGAAUUGAAAUCAAAGUUCCAGAAAAGUUUAUGGCUAUUGGUUUGCAUAACUGACUUAUCCCGUUGGUACUGAUUCUUUUGGUAGAUACACUGUAGGGCUAUCCAACUUUUGAGCAACUUAGGUCUGAGGCCUAUUAGUAACACUAUGGUUGUUUGUGAUUGAUGUGUUAUGAAUCUCACUCAUGGCUGGUGGGUCUUAAUCCAAAGUUGGAUGAUGGAUGUUGUUUUGCCUGAUCCACGCUUCAGGAAUCUCAAUUCCACUUCCAUCUCUAUCAAUGUUUACUAGGGUGAGGUCUUAUGUGAAUUAAGCCUCAGUGUCUAAGUUUUUUUUUUCUCAGAGAUACACGUAGGGAUUUAUUUCCUAUAGGUCUAUGUGGUUUCAUAGUAGUGUUCUUGUCCUCACUCGCUGCAUUUUUAGGAUCUGAAAUUGGCAUUCUGUGCUUGCUAAAUUGCAGCAAAUCCCAAAUACAUUGAACAAAGGGAUUGAUAGACUAAUAUGGUCUGUUGUUUGUCAAGUAUAUGUUACAGGUCAGAAUUUAAUUCAGGUUAAUUUUUUUUUUAACUUAGGUUGAUUCUCAGUUUCGUUUGUCCUCUGCCCUGAUUAUUCAUGAAUUAGGGCUCGGAGACAAAAGAAUUUGAGAAUCAACCUAGGUAAAAAAAUUUCAAUCUGAAUUUGAUUUUUACCUGGAACAAGGACAUGUACAGUGUAUAUGUUGUAAAUUUUCUCUUCCUCAUUGUCGGUAAUCAUUUCAGGCAUUUUGCAGACAAAAUGGGGACUUCUUAUUUACAAAAGAUCCUUAACCAGGUAAGAUGCAAGAUAAAAUAACUCCCCACUGCUUAGGUGCACAUGACUGGGUUACCAGACUUUGUUAAUAUGAUUGUAGAGUGGCUUACAUGUAUGUGAUCCGGGCUCAAUCUUUGAACUGAGCUUGUACAAGCAGCUCUUGCAUUUUGCUUGGCAAGGACCGUUGAAUGCAUGUCUUGGAGCGUUUAUCAUUUGUCAGAACUGGCUGGCCAGACCAGUCCAGUCAUUUAAAGAAUUCCACUGUUAUGACUAUCUAGCCUGCAGAUUAGUUUAAUAUCCUAAAAUUAGUGUCACAUGUAUGCACAGCAGUGAUGGUUUUAGUUAAAAUUUCGAGAAGAGACUAAUAUUUCAUCUUCAAAAUGACCAGUCCGGCCAGCCAGUUUUGGCUUCGAAAGCGCCCUAAUAGUUACAGAUCUAAUUUCAAGGUGACAUUCGUAGACCCUUAUUACCCAUUGGAAAAGUGAGCAACAUGUAAAAGUUGGAUGCCCAGCGGGAAAAUCUACAUUGUACUUGCCCCUUGCUACUGGAUGGGACCUUUUUUUGGGGCCUUGAUUGUAAGAAGCCCCUGGAUGCCUAAGGCAUCCAUCAUGAGCCACUAUUUUGUUGUGCAUUUUUCAGCAAUUGACUAAUCACAUCAGAGAAACAUUGCCAGCUCUCCGAAGCAGAUUAGAAGAGAACAUCAUGGCACUUGAGAAGGAGGUUAAAGGAUUUGAACACUACAACCCUGAUGACCCAUCCAUGAAGACCAAAGCCUUGAUGCAGUGAGUGGCAUGCAAGAGUUCUUAAUUAACAAAUGAAAUGACCUUAGAUAAUGCAAUUGGUUUGCCUUAUACUUAUCCACUGGAUAGAGAUUUAUCCGAUGGAUACCAUUGUCCAGCUUUUAAACAACUGGCACCAAAGUGUAUUUAGAUUUUCCUUCCAACCUGAUUGGCAAAUUGACAAUUAAUUUUUUCAACGGGCCAAUCAUGGUCUGACUUGAAUCUUGGCCCACAGGUGGGGGCCCAGAACAAGGAUUUUGGUGCUGUUUUGCAGAUGGACUUUAACAAGAGUUUAGUUUCGUCUUUGGUGCAGGCUCAAUUUUUUUCUUGUGUGGUAAAUUGGUCUUGUGGGAAAAAGGAAAAAAUUAAUGACAUGUGGAGCUGCUCACAAGUCUUUGACUAAAUUGUUUUGUACCAAAGCAGCCAUCAACUUGAAAAUUACUAUUCCUUGCACACUUCCUGAGUACAGAUGUACAGCUGUAUGUGAAUUUUCCCUGACCACGGUUAGAAACCAUCUUGGAUACGAGCAACUGACGAAUGAAUAUAGCAAGCACAAAUUUAAUAAUAUUUAUGUUUUCUUGAAAGAGUUAAGGUGCUACGUCCAGUUCCAAUGUUUUCCUAUUGUGUAGACUAAAACCUCCUAUUUUUCCUAUUUUUUAGCUGGUGAAGCCAAAAUUUGUAGCAAAAUUGAAAAUGGAAUUAUAUUAUAAAAGUGAUUUAAAUCCUGUGAACGUAGAAGCUGAGGACUCAUAGCCUUUAUUAGGCCCUGAUGGGGUGAAGGGAGGCUAUCUUCGUCGACAAAAGUACUAUUGAUUUUCCUAUUUUUAUCCUAUUUUUUAAUACAAAGUUUCCUAUUUUUGCUAGUUUCUCAAUCCUGAGUUUCCUAUUUUUCUAUUUUUUUUUGAGUAACCAUGCUGCUGGACACCCCUGUUACCCUCAUCUGAAACAACUCCCAUUACACCCCAUUCUAAUCCAUACAAUGUAUAUCAUUUUUCUUUUUGUACUUGGGGAAUUUUACGUUAAUUAUUUUAUUUUUUUUAUUUUUUUUUAUUUUUUUUUUUUUUUAUUUGCCACAAUAAUUAAAAAAAAAAAAAAAAAAGAAAAAAAGAAAAAAAAAAAAAAAGAAGUGGCGAGGAGACCUAACAGAAACUAUAGGAGCUUAUGAGAGGUUAGGCCUCCUCGAACUAUGAGCUAGAGCUGUUUCACAUCAAUUGAAGAGAAGAAGGCGAAAAGUCGAAGAUGGAAAGAUUUAUAAACUGUUUUCAUACUUACUCAAUAAUUUAAUCUUCAGUUUUUUUUAAAAAAAGGAGAGGGAUUGAGAGUUGAUGAUCUUGUUGUCAAGUGAAUUAAAAACUUAGGCCCUUGAAAAAGGGCGAGAACUUCUUCGUGUUUGUACGACAAUACGGUAGACGGUAGGCCUGGGAAUUUCUUAUAUUGUAAGAGUGGAAUUGAUUGCUUUGAGAGAAAUUGUUAUUAAACUUUGGAGGUAAGAAUGAAUUUUUGCAAGAAUACAUAAAUUGGCCCAGUUGAAGCAAAUGGAUAUCAUUAAAUUUUAGUAUACCGAGGUCCUUAAAGAUGGGGUCAGUAUGAGCAUUAAAAUGUGAUUUAUUAAUAAUUCUAAUAAUGCGCUUUUGCAGGAUAACAAGGCGGCGGAGAUUAGUUUUAUAGGUCGAAGCCCAAACGAUAUUGCAGUAGUAAAAAUAAGGAUAAAUUAAGGAAUAGUAGAGCAUACGUAAAGACGAUUUAGGAAGAAAGAAGCUGCAUCUAGAUAUUAUACCGAUUGACUUCGCAACUUUACUUGCAACGUGAGAUAUUUCCGACUUCCAAUUUAGGUUUUCAUCCAAAAUUACGCCUAGAAAAUUUGUCUCCUUUACUUUAACAAUAUUUUGAUUAUCUAUACUUAUUUGAAUAUUACAAAUUGAACGCUUUUGUCUUGGUUUGAAGACCAUAAAUUUAGUCUUUUUAAGAUUUAGAGAAAGCUUGUUUGCUUUAAACCAGAUUGACAGUUUGUCCAUCUCCAAGUUUAACAUAUCUGAGAGAUAGUUCAGAUCUUUAUGUGACAUGAAUACAUUGGUAUCGUCAGCGAACAAUAUCAGAUUUAAUAGAUUAUUAAUAUUAUUAUUAUUAUAGGAUGAUUCAACAGUUCAAUAAUGAUUUUGAGAAAGCUAUUGAGGGAUCUGGAGAUCAAAUUGAUACAAAGGAACUUUCAGGUGGAGCCAAGAUAAACAGAAUAUUUCACGAGCGAUUUCCAUACGAGUUAGUCAAGGUAAAAUGGCUGUUAGUAAAAUAUUUAUGUAAUGUAACUUAGAAGUCAAUAUAAGAAGUUCCAAAAGGAUUCUUAAAAGUAAAAUAGAUAAUAAUGUGAAGGGGAAGAUCCAGGUAUUUUUGAUUGGGGGCUCAAACUUUGGUUCAGAAAGGACUGUUGAACUUUUAUGUGGCAAAUUACUUCUCACAGAGACGGCCACGUGUUUUUAUCUAAUCUGUGAAUGCCUCCCCGUUGGCGUGGGAAAUACUGCUUUGCGAGCAGAGCCAAACAGAUAAUAGGAGGGUACCCAAAAACAAUUACAUUUUUGACAUCCCCGGAAUUUACUGUAGUGGCAAAAUGUAAGGCGCGUUUCAUUAAAAAAAUAAGCCAGUUAAAAAGUGAUAUACAAUCCGGUCGAUGUAAGAAUUUCAGUCUCAAACAACUGUCAGGUAUGAUAGGGAAUUCGCCCCCCCCCCCCCCCCCCCCCCCCCCUUGCCCUCCCCCUGUUGUUUUCGAACGGUAGCCGUUCAUAUACCGUUCAUAAAGCGUUCGAACGGAAUAGCUAUCCGUUCGAACAGCUCGAGCUUUCCUCAUUAAAAUAAGAAAAAUAUUGUAAUACAGUGUAUGUAUAGUGAAAUACCCUCGAAUCCUUUUUUACAAUAACUGAGCGAUUCCUCUUAGGCGGAUUGGUGGAGAGUUUUGGUCGAUGAGAAAUGACGUGAUGGUGGUGCAAUUUGUUUUUCUCUUUCUUUUCUAGAAACUCUAACAGAAAUAGAAGUAAAAAACGGGCAAUGUCUUUGUAAAAAACAAAUUGGCAACAAUUUUUCAUGGUCUAUGCUCUUAUCGACCAUAGAAAUGUCGUCAAAAUGUUCAAAACUCUUUGGCUCGUGGUUUCACUUGAAUUUUGAACAUUUUGACCUAAUUUCUUUGGCCGAUAAGAGUAUAAGAAGAAAAAAUGAAAGGUUUAUUGGUUUAUAACACGACGUUUCGGGGUCCUCAUCUGACUCAAAUGCAAGAGAUGAGAAGAAGCAAUUUACAUACUUUACAUAUUAUUUGUUCGAUUGUGAUAUUAUUCACUUGAUAAUGGAGUCAAAGGGUCCCGAAAUGUCGAGUUAUAAAUCUUUCAUUUUAACUUGUUAGUUGCUUGUUUUAACAAAACCCUGCUUAUAAAAUGAUAAGGCCAUGGAAAAAUUAUUCAGUUGUCGAUUUGUCUACGUGACACGCACAUCACUUCCUAUUUUUUGUACAAAGUGUGUACCGCUCGUGUCUGUUGCUCCCGGGCUGUUGCUUCAUGCUUGUGCCCCUAAACCAACCUGAAUACUCCAUAAUAAUACUGUACCCGUUGUGCAGUCUACUGCUAGUCUGUGAGAACUAACACGUAUACUGUUUCGUCAAAUGAAAUCUUAGGUUGAGUUUGAUGAAAAGCAGCUAAGAAAGGAGAUAAUGUUUGCUAUAAAGAAUAUUCGUGGUAUCAGGUUAGUAAGCUACUGUUUUUGGAAACAUAGUUGAUAAACACGACAAGAACGCUCCACUUUUUACUUUCGUAUUCCACUUUGGGUUGAUUAGCUAAUUUUAUUUCUUCCCGCCUUGUUCAAGUUCAUUUGUUUUUUGUUCUUCAGUAAUCUCAUUAGUUGAUUUUUAUCCCCCAAAUUGUCUCAAAAAUAAAAUGCGUUCACGUGAUCAAGACGAUCACUUCUUGUGCAAAGUGUUGUGCGUUAGCAAGCGUUUCUGAUCGAGUUAUAACAACAACAACAACAACAACAAAUUUUACUAAAAAUUGGAAAUAUAACGAAUUACAUUACUUUCCCACCCGCAAAUAGCUUAUAAACUAAUCGAUGCGGGGGGAGCUGAAGGCAUAUUACAAGUAUAAGGUUUAUAUAUAGAUGGACUAAAUGACAGUGAAGACACUGACUAUACAGUAAAUGGAAUAAACUAACAUAAAAGAAGGCAAGUUAUUGGAAGAAAGUUUCUCUCUUUUGCUCUCGUCUCAACUUUCUUGAGGAACGCACGCGGAAACGCUUACUAUGCAGGCUAAGUGGGAUGAUGUAAUGCCCUGGAUGAAAUUAUAGAGCAAUUUCACUAACGUGGCCAGAAUCUAUGCUAAUUUAUUGGAACAAAAGAAAUCUUUUACAUAAGAAAAGAGUUCAAUUCCCACAGGGUUGUCUUGGUACACCAACAUGGCCGCCGUUUCAUUGUUUUCGAACACCAGUAUAACCGACGUGACGUCAUGUGAAAACACUCUAUUGAGGUCCAUCGGGUGAAGCAAUGUUAGUCCUGGCAAAUAGCCCAUGUUUGAUAUAAUAAAAUUCCAACAUGACUCCGAGGAUUUCUGGUCAUUUUUCUAUAUUUGGUUUGGUUUUCUUUGUGCUCAAGUCUCUUUUGGGAAUUGCGAAACAAUGGAGUCGUGAAAAAUUUGCAAUUUUGGCCCUAAAGCCAGUUAGAAGUUUAGUAUAUCGGACAUGGGGUAUUGCAAUCGGGUGAAAAGAACUGGCCCCAGUUGUUCAAAAGGUGGAUAAAUCACUAUCCAGUGGAUAACGCAAUUUCUUUCCCUAGUACUUAUCCGAUAGAGAUUUAUCCGGUGGAUAACGCUAUCCUGCUUUUGAACAACCAGGGCCAGAUUUCAGAUUCUAUAUAUCCAAAAAUUGUGGUGAAGAAGUUGCUCCAGACGCUUAUCACGGAAACCAGGCUAAAUAGAAAACUCGGAUCACAGAUUUGCCAAUUUUUUAUUAAAUCCUGUUUUCUUUUUUGCUUUAGUAAAACUAGAGCUUUCGUUAUUUGAACUGCAUCCUUUCGACUCAUUUGAAUUCCUUUUUGAAACUUAACGAUAAUUUUGUCAUUGUUUCAUACGUUUUUUGUUCGUAUGUGAAUGCAGGGCUGGUCUGUUCACUCCUAACAUGGCAUUUGAAGCUAUUGUCAAGCGACAGAUUGAUAAACUCAGAGCUCCUGCUGUGAAGUGCGUGGACUUGGUCAUGUCUGAGUUGGUGAAUGUUAUCAAGAAAUGUUCUUCCAACGUGAGUAAAUUCCAUUUUAAUUUGUACUUUUGUUUUGGGGUACUGAGCAAAUAAAACACUGUAUAAUUAUAUCUACAGGGCUGUGCCAUCAACGGUUAACUAGUUCAUUUUGUUUUCAAUGCCAAGGUUAUUUUCUUCCAACCAAGAUGUAACAAAACAACUCAUAGAUUCGGUUUUUUUGAUAUCCGAAAUAAUCAAGGUCUCGGUAAUGGUUGUCAUCUUCGGCCUUCGGUUCGGCUGAUCACCCUAUAUAUCACAAAAACCUCGUCCAAUAAUGUUUUAGCAAUAGUUAUCAACACUCUUUUGGAAUUGCAGAUGGACAAAUACCCACUGCUUAGGGACCAAGUAAAGAAAAUCGUUGUGCAACAUGGAAGAAAAGGAGAGGCUAAAUCUAAAGACCAGGUACUGAUGUACAUGUAACCAAAUGUUGUAUACAUAAUCAGUUCUCUGUAGCUUUUAUUCUUCACUCCAUUAAUGAAUAUUUCUUCACAUGUUCAUAUUUUAGAAUUCUGUACUCUGUUCUACACUUAAAGGAUCCAUCGACAUCAAUGCGCGUAAAACUUGAUGAUCUAAACUCAAUCCACACACUUGUUCAGCUCAACAUCUCCGAACGACUACACAGUUCUAACAAAAAGCUCAGUUUUCAGAUCACGUGACGGGUUUUGCCGCCACAAUGACGCAAUAAUUUCUAACACACUCCCCGCCUUGAUUGACACGGGUCAAUCAACAACGAAACGAAUAAAAUAACAAAUUAAAGGAAAAGAGUUUGCUGUUCUUUGACUUAAUGUUAAUGUUCACUGACAUGUUUCUGUUCGGCAUUUCCCACGAAGGUAAUAGGGAAAUCAGUGUUUCUGUUCUGACGCUCUUCCCGCACUUGUGAUUCGACUUCCACAGGGUAAAGCCUAUUUAGGGGUCUUGUCAUUUCCACGACUCGAUCUCCACUACGCACUUUUACAACAGCUCCUCUGUGGUAACCAUCUCGUCCUGUAAUGAGAGAUUUGACGACUCCCAUACUCCAAAGUUGUCUCGGCGCUUUGUCCUUGUAGACGCAAACAACAUCUCCGGCCUUAAUCGUUGGCUUCCUGUUACUCGAAUUGCAGUUGUGAUGAACACGUAAUUCUGUUAAGUAUUCCUUCUGCCAACGUUUCCAAAAAUGUGAAAGUACAGCAUUCAAGUUCUUCUCACGUCUUGAAAGAUCUCGCACAGUGUGAUCUCCCCCACUUGGUUGUUUAGCCCUUCCGUUUGAACUCAACAAGCGACGACCAAUAACCAGUUGCAACGGUGUAAGAGGAUCUCGCACUUCAUCACUCACAUAAGUUAGAGGUCUUGAAUUCAGGAUUCCUUCGGUCUCGACAAUGAUUGUAAGCAGUUCUUCAUAAGUGACUCGAGCUGUUCCUAAACUCUUUUUCAGACAGCGCUUUGUUGAUUUAACGAGACGUUCAAAGAAUCCACCCCACCAGGGUGCUAAUGCCAAAUUAUAUUUCCAGGAUAUGCUAUACUCUGCUAACAACCUUUUGAGCUCUUCACUCUUGAAAGCGGAACCAUUGUCCGAUACAACAAGCCUUAGUACACCUCGUCGAGCAGUGAACCGUUUGAAGCUUCUCACAAACGCUUGAGUUGACAUGUUCGGAACAAGGUCUAGAUGAACCGCGCGACUAGAUGCACACGUAUAUAACACAAUGUAUGCCUUGUUCAUAACAAUACUCUUGUUGUACACAUCCUUGACAAAAAUGGGACCCGCAAAGUCUACUCCUAUACUUGAAAAUGCGAAGUCGUCAGACAAUCUGAAUUCAGGUAGUUGAGGGGUAGGAGGCACUCCAUAGGGGCGACCUGCAAGUUUCUUGCAUACUACACACUUGCUUAAUAUCUUCUUAACUGUCUGUCUCCCUUUAACGACCCAGUAUUUUGAACGCAGUUGAACCAGUGUCUCUGCUACUCCAUUGUGCAUGACUUGUUCAUGGCACUUGAGGAUCACCAAUCUCGUAAAGCAAUGUUCUCUAGGCAGAAGCACAGGAAAUUUGGUAUCAUAUGGUAACGACGACAGACCUAUUCUUCCUUGACAUCUGACUACACCUUCACUGUCCUGAUAAAGUCCCAGAGUCGACUUCAUUUGCUGGUACUUGUCACUGUUCAGGAUACCCUUUUGAACGUGUUUAAUCCACUUCUUCUCAGCUUGCUGGUAAACUUGCAAGGAUUCUUCUUGGUCAGUUGAUCCGUCCCUUCUUCUUUUCAAUUUUUUGACAAAUAGCCACACAAGUGAAGUAACUCUUAUGAGCUUCGUGAGGGAACUGUAGGAUUCAGGAUUGAUGAUACUCUCCAGAUUUGCUUCUUGUUUUUCCGUAAACGUGUUCAAUAAGCUGGAGACUGUAGGCUUGGCUGAUUUCAGUUCGCACAACUCUUCCUUGGCUUGUACAUUUACAGGCUGGACUGGCCAGUAGGCGCUUUCCUUAGACAGGAAUUCUAGACCAUGUAACCACAAACUACUUUCUUUGAGUGCAGUGGCCUUAAUUCCUCUUGAUGCAAUGUCAGCCGGGUUUUCUGACGUAGGACAGUACCUCCAUUGCUCAGGCGGUGCAUUUCGUCUGAUUUCGCUCACGCGAUUCUCCACAAAUUGCUUGUAUUCCUUAUCAGUGUUCCUAAUCCACCACAAGGAAAUCAUAGAAUCCGUCCAAUUGACUACGUCAUCAACUCUCACAACGUUUUCUAAAGCUUGACUCGCACUCUUCACCAAUCUUGACGCAGGAAGGUUAGACAACAGUUCUAGACGCGGUAUGGUUUGCUUAUCCUACGGAGCUACUCGGGUUUUUGACGCCACAAUGUCACAUUGUACUCUUGACUCAUAUUCUACUCUCAUGUAAACAACGGCUCCGUACGCCUUUUCCGACGCAUCUGCAAAACAAUGAAGUUGGAGCGAUUUAACUUCAUUCCCACCGAGACCUUCAGCAUAACACCUUUUAAAACUCACUCUUCCAGCUAGUCUUAGGUCUGACAAAGUUGACAACCACUCUUGGUUGAGUUCGGUAUCCACUAACUCGUCCCAGUCCCUUCGUGCCUUGCACAGUUUUUGAAACAUAAUCUUGAAGGGUAGAAUAACUGGAGAUAUUAACCCCAAGGGAUCAAAGAAUCUCGUAGCAGUACUGAGAAUCAGUCUCCUUGUAACUGGCUGAACGUCCACACCCUCCAAUAUCUUAGUCAAGUCAUAGAUCAGUUCAUCUUGGUUAGGGUUCCAAAGCAUUCCCAAGACCUUCUGCAACAUGCAUUGUUGAUGUUCCAACAUCUCUGGAUCUCUCCUGGGAAGUUUCAGAUCUACUAAGUGAUGCUAAUUCAGCUCCUGAACUACUAGGUUGGACAGGCUUCUUAGGGUUUUCACAGAUAGUCACAUGAUGUCUAGCUCCACAAUUAAAACAUUUGGCCCUUGACUGACAACCCGGUGCAAUAUGCCCUGCUUUCAAGCAAACAAAACACCUGCCACUUCGUCUCAGUAUAGUUCUUCUAGCCUUUGGUUCAGUAAUGGUACUACAGGUGAUGGACUUGUGAUUUUUCUUGCGAAAGACACAUUUCAGAGUACACUCUUCACUGCCCGUAUAAAGUGCAGAUGAGGAAAGGGGCUGUUUGAAUCUUCCCUUAUGCUGGUCAAAUCUAGGGUUAGAAUUGGUUGGACUACUUGUUUUCACUGCAUUACACCUUUCUCUUGCCUCCAACUCAGAUUUCUGUGCAUUUAACAGGACAUCAAGGUCCCAAGUUUCUUUACUGCCAAACUUGCGACUGAUGAUUAAUCUCAACUCAGAGGGAAUUUUCUCCAUUACAACUGGAACUAAUAAAUUUCCAAAGGACUCUGAUUCGAUGCCUAGUGCCUUCAAACUUCGAAUGUUUAUCUCAAUCUUGUCAUACAAAUCACGAGGUUUCUUCGUUUCAUGCACUGAACUGACUACUGGCAAUUUCAACAAAGCGUCCAUGUGGUUAGAAAUCAACAGCUGUGGUUUACCAAAUCUAUCUCUAAGCAUAUCAAUGGCAGUUUCGUAAUUAUCUUCAGUGAGAGGCAACCCAGUAAUUGCAGAUUCGGCUGCGCCUGUCACACAACUCUUCAAAUACACUUUUUUUGUUAGGUGAAUUUUUGGAUUCUUGAAAUGUCAGUGUUUCUGUUAACCGCAGAUUCGAAAGUGUCCCAGAAACUCCGCCAUUCCUCGUAGUUGCCUGAAAAUGACUUUAGUUCUAGUUUAGGUAGCUUCACUUUCGCGCCCUCAUUGCUUUUGACAUUGUUAUUAAUUUGACUGAAGCUUGGUGAAGUUCCCACGUGUGCGCUAUUUUUAGCAUCCUCUAAACUCAAGUCAAUUCUAGCCAAAAUACGGUAAACUUUUGCACAAAACUCACCACAAUCCUCGACUUCUUUCUCAAUGUCUCUCCCCUUACUGUUUUCCAGAAUUGUUUCGUCCAGCUUUUGGAUAGUUUCUAGUCUUUCAUUGAGGGUGAAUUUCAGUCCCAUAAGUUUUUCCCUUGAUGAAUCUUCCACGUGAUCGGCAGUUUGCUCGACUAAAAUCCUCGUCGCACCUUCCAUCGUUUUCUCCACAGAAGCUCUCUGGGCAUUUCUAAUUCUCUUUGCUUUUUCGUUGUCCAUUCUUUUCUUCUUGUACUGUAAUCCUGAUCUUGACGACUAAUUGAUUAAACUUGUUUCGCCGAUCCGGCGAUUGCGAAGGACCAUGUAACCAAAUGUUGUAUAUAUAAUCAGUUCUCUGUAGCUUUUAUUCUUCACUCCAUUAAAGCAUAUUUCUUCGCAUGUUCAUAUUUUAGAAUUCUGUACUCUGUUCUACACUUAAAGGAUCCAUCGACAUCAAUGCGCGUAAAACUUGAUGAUCUAAACUCAAUCCACACACUUGUUCAGCUCAACAUCUCCGAACGACUACACAGCUCUAACAAAAAGCUCAGUUUUCAGAUCACGUGACGGGUUUUCCCGCCACAAUGACGCAAUAAUUUCUAACAGUACAUAAUAUGCAGCCACUUGGUGUAUUUUUUAGACGCGUGAACGUGAGAUGCCCAGGUUGUGGUAGUUGGCAGCAUAUUCAAGAGUGAUGUGUGAUGAUAUGUUUCAAUUCAAUGCUCACAAUGAAAUGCCAUUUUUUUUUAAAUUUAGAUGUCGGGGGAGUUUCUUCGGUAAAUAUCUUUUGAGAAUGAAAGAUGUGAGAAAACAGUUUCUAAGCAGUUAUCGGCGAGAACCUUUUUCUAUCCCAACCGACCAUGAGGAAAAAUAAAAUUGCGUUUUUUGUUUUGCUGUCAAUUUUCAACAAUGCUUCUGGUAUUAUUUUGAAUGCUUUCACAAGAAGUCUUCCAUUCUUCUUUUCUUAGGUUAAAAGGUUUAUCGACAUGGAACUUGCUUAUAUUAACACGAAUCAUCCGGAUUUUAUCGGAUACGCAGAGUAAGUACAUUGUAAGAUUGUAAGGUGACAUUUCAGUCAGUCAGAUACUAUUUUUAGCCAAUCAUAACGGUUCACAAUCGGAGGAACAUUUCUGUCAGCAGUUCUUCAGUGUGUAAAAAUGGGGUAUUUAGCUUCAAAUGGUCAUAAACUUUGCUGAAAAUGGGCUAUUGUUUUCAGAAAUGACGGCACAAUAAUGAAUCAAAAAAUAGCGUCUGCAACAUUAAGAAACUUCUUAUAAAUCAUUUCAGAACAGUAUUCUCAAGUAUUUGAGGACAGUUUCAAACUAUAAGCCCCCGGAGAGGCUAUUUAUUAUAGGGAGAUUUUUUGCAUCUCGAAUUUAUGGGGUUUGUAAUCCGGGGGAUUGUGAAAACGGAAGGGCAAGUAUGCGGAAUUUUGUAGUUAAGCUGGUAUCAAGCGCCGAAGAAUAUGUGCGAUCAAUACACAAUUGGGGCUGGAUGUACUGCUGAUUGGUUUAAAAAGUGGAGCGACAGUUUUCAGCCAAUUAAAAAGUAAAGAAAAGGGAACCAAACCAACUUUGAACUGUUUCUAAUUUUGUUACAAAGCCGUGUACAAAUGUGACAGUAUUAAUAGAAUAGUCGUGACUUUUUCAUGUAUGUUAAGCAGGGGCUGCUUCUGAUAUUUGUAAUAAUGUAUGUUUUUUUAACUGUUUACCAGUAAAACAGCUGUUUUUUUUUUUCUGACGCUACCUUAGGGCAUCAAAUGGCUCCUCUCCGGGCGAAAGAAAAACAAAGACAACUGUAUCCAACCAGGUUUGUGCUUAAAGAAACCAUUCUUUGUACAGCAGACUUUCUCACUUCUACGUCCUAUCACACUCACAGCGCUCAAUGCAAAGGUGCAUGCUAAGCUGUUAGCAGAGCCAAAAUUAUUGAUAAAACCAUCCAGCCCUAAACUUCGCAAGUGGCAUGUAAAUGGUAUGACCAUAUAAAACUCCCAGGGAGGCGACGUGCACAAGAUUUUUCCUAAAAGCCACCAAAUGUGUUAGUUUUCUUUCAUUCAAUAAUCGUUUCUUAGUGAACGAGGAUACUAGGGCGUGUGCUGUUUCCCUUAUUGUUCAUUUCAACAGUGUGAUAAGUUGGUUAAAUAACAAUUAUUCUCCGAAGUGGAGGUGGCUAGUUGUGGAUGUAUACCGAGGUAAAUAUCCAUCACUCGUUACCGACACUGGGGUGAAUAAUUGCUUUAGUAUAUACUAAAACAGUGAAAUAAUUGAGCAAAAAUGAUGAUUUUCAACUCAAAUACUGUUGCCAACGAUUACAAUUUUGGCGCGUAAUAAUGACCGAACGGCCGCGGCCGUCGCUUUUACUUGCCGACAAAUAAAACUUUUGAAAGCAUUUGUUUAGCUCUUGCGGGAAAAUUUCUUCAAAAGGACUUGUGAAUUGUUUUUGUAUUCAAAAUCAUUCUGUAAAAAAAUAUUAUUGAAUUUAGUUUUAAGCUUAUUUAUGAACAAGUCAACUAAAUAAAGUAACGCAAGACUUAAGCCUAAUUUGCAUUUGUAAAGAAAAAAAAUUUUCACCGGUUUUAUCGAUAAAUUCGAGUCAAAAAGACAAAGCUUUACCUGUUAAAACUUUCAAACCGAACUUAGUCACCUUCUACGUGUAUUUCGGGAACAGCUUGCUUGAUUAAUUGUGAAAUUUCUUUGUUACGGCGGCAAAGCGGGAAGGCAUUUUGCUAGCAACUUACGCGAGUUUGGCGUCGCUCGCUCGGAGGAACUGGAAGUGAAUAGUGCAGGAUAUUCACUGAUUUAGUAGCCAAUGAGAGCACACGAAAAACAUUAUCCACUGUCUUAGUAUAUACUAAAGGUGAUUAACACUGGAAGCUCUCGAGAGCGGAGACCCUCGGGACAUGGAGUACUGGAGCAUGCCGCUUACGGGAAUUUGAAAAUACAGAGUUUGAAUGGGGGAAAAAACGGGGUUUUGUGAAGGUGGCCGUAAGUAAAGCUGCUGUUCGCUUACGAGUGUCCUCUAGGAAAGCUUCCGCUGUAUUUCUGUUGUUUCCCUUUUCUUCUGGUACAUGGUUACUGGAGCUGGCCGCUUACGGGAAUGUGAAAAUAAAGAGCUUAUAUAGUAAUAUGAGUCGAUAAAAAACGGGGUUUUGUGAAGGUGGCCGUAAGUAGAGCUGUUGUUCGCUUACGAGUGUCCUCUUGGAAAGCUUCCACAGUAGUUCUGUUGUUUUUUUCCUCUUCUUCUUCUUCUUCUUCCUCUUCAUUUUUUUUUGCCUUUUAGGUGAUCAGGAAAGGCUGGCUCACGAUAAGCAAUGUUGGAUUUAUGAAGGGUAUCAGCAAAGAAUACUGGUUUAUACUAACAGGUUAGUAUCCUAUUUCACAACACUCAAUUACUCACGCUCAUUGUUAUUAAGAUAUGGGAAAAUUGAUCGAGCGCCCUCGAGGAGGUGGAAACUGUAAUCGAUUCCCGAUCCAAACACGAAUUUUUAGCAAAAAAGGGUUGGGGAGGGUGGGCCGUUCCACCUUCCUCCUUGGCGCUGAUCAGAGACUGAGCAGAGAGGGAGUGUUCAACGGCAUUUAUUAUUGCCCCUUGGGAAGCAUGGCCCCGUGCACCUGCAUACCCUUGUGCAUGAGACUUGUCAUUUUAACGUUUUGGCUUCGCGCUUCGAUUUGGAGUAUUGUGAAUAGUUGGAGAGACUUAAGGCUCGAUUAGGUCAUUUAAGCAAAGCCUAUGUUAGAGCGCGGUUCAAGAUACGUAGUAGGCCUCCAAAUAUGUUUUAAAAGUUUUUUUUUUGUAAAUAAUAAAUGUAUUCUUGCUGGAAUGUAAGACUUCUUGAGACUGCCUUCUUUAAAUGGCUCAGAACGCGGUUUUGUUAAACACCGUUAAAUCUAGAUGAUCUAACAUUGUACGUAUAUAUUGGCUGGCUUUAAGUCUUUGGCAUUGACAAAAUAUUGUUUUAUUGCAUGGUUACUGAUUCUCUCUGUGAUUGGCCAGAAAUUUCCCUCUGCACUGCUUUUGCCAAAAACAAUUGGAAAAGCCCUAACCGUGGCUACAAGUUGUUUCUUCGAUACCUAAUUCGUUCAUUUUUGUAGCCAGGACUUGUGCUGGUUUUACGGCACUUGAUUGAAAGGCGUGUGCUUAGAGUAUGGAUAUUUAAGGCGUUUCAGUUUUUUUCUGGGAGCCUUUGUACCGAUUUCAUUCGACGUUUUGUCAAGUCACCUAGACAUUUAAGCCUGGUGACAAGUUGUUUGCAUUGGUGUUUAUAAAGUUACUUCUACUGCCUCGAUCAAAUCAAGAUUUCGCGUUGAGAAUCGAUGUAGGCAUGUACCGUAUUUACUCGAUUAGCGCCCAACCUCGAAUAAGCGCCCACCUCGAAGCACCCACCCUGUAGGUAGGAAAGGUUACAGAGCGUCAGUAAUCACCAUAACAUUGUUCACACAUCAAUACUUAAAUUGUAUUCUGGGGUUCAGAGUUGGUGCAGGUGGGGUUAAGAAGACCUCCAUUUUUAUCCUCACUCUUAACUUUGACCAAACUUUAUGUCCUGGCGUUAGUAUGAUGUCCAUUUCAUUUUCAUCUUAUUUUGUUUUUUAUUUUUAGCCGAAACACUUUGCUGGUACAAGGACGAUGAGGUGGGUUUCAAACUCAAGAUACUUGAGUUCAUGUUACAGGGCACGUUUCAGGGACGAAGUGAAAAGACAAAUCUUUUUUGUGUAGUUAUACUUCUGAAUUUGGGAAACGCAAACUAUUUUUGCGGGAAAUAUACCCCCUUAACAUGUGGCAGUUCAAAUAACUGUCGGUUAAGUAAAAUGUUGAGAGGCCAUUUUUACGGUUGUACAGUGCUUCUCUGUAACGGUAUCAAGAGUAAAUUGGCCAGUCAGAGACAGAAUUCUGUCUCCCCGCUACACGUGCCUGUGAAAUGUCUGGUGUGCGUGUACUUACUGUUACAAUUGGCUUCGGCGUGUCCCGCAGCAUGACCUAGCGUGUUUAUGGAGUGUAUUCACAUAACGUCGCUUGCGGCCAUUAUUGGUGUUCGAAAACAAUGAGAUGACGGCCAUGUUGGUCUACCAAGAAAAUCCUGUGAGAGUUGAACUCUUUUCUUAUGUAAAUACUUUCUUUUGUUCCUGUGAAUUUGUAUAGAGGCUGGCCAGCUGAGUGAAUACGCUCUAUUUUUCUAGAAUUCGCUACUUUAGAUGCGACCACGGGACUGCGGUGCCGAAAUGUGUCUCGCAAUUAUUUCUGAGAUUCUUACUUGGGAACGCGCGGGUCAGCUAUUGGUCAAUUUUUUUCCCUGUCUUCAUUUUCAGCCCCAGAAGUCUUUGCGAAAGUUAACUCGACCCAGCUUCCUUCUCGUUUCGUAUUGCGUUUUAAGACGUGUAACAGGUCCGGGGAGAAUAUAGGAACUACCAGGGAACGCUCUAAUUGGUUUAGCCAAACGAAAUAAACACGCAGGGCCUUUUCGGUCGGUCUAGCGGACGCGCGAGGGAGAGCAAACUUCCUUUUGAGAGCCAUCCAUUUUCAGCAUUCCCCACUAGACAAUUGUACAAACAUUAGAACGUCGUUUUAGCGGGCGAGUGUUUAUUACCGGCAGUCGUUUUGGUCCCAAAGAUACCAAACCUCACCAUCAGUAUAACGAGUUCAAUUCACGGACAGUUCUCUUGGUCCCAGAGAUAACAAACAUCUUACACUCCCUACCUCUAUAAUACAUUCACCUUUCUAUUACGGAGAGUUGUUUUGGUCCCAGAGAUACCAAACCUCAUACAAUUCCUAUCUAUAACAUGGAUAUCAGUUUAAACGCAUCAACAAAGAUAAGAUAAGCGUGGGGGAAGAGCCUGAAAAGUUGGUAGAGCAAGAACCGAAGCCAAGAGCAACGCGUAACCAUGACAACCCUGUGAGUGGCAACCACCCGGGCACCGUCACAUUUCUAACCAGUGCAUCCUGGAAUACUUACCAUAUACUUACCAAAGGGAGGGCAGGGAAGGGAGCAAACAGGCUAACAAGCUUGAGUACAGAGAAGCAUCGUGAAGAUAAUGGACUGACCUCAGCCAACAAGCUGUAAAACCCAAAGGCCCCUGCGAAGCCAUAGGGCGCCCCUGAAAUUCACGAGAGAGAGACUGAUGGCCAGCAUUGUCUCGAGUUGGUCUAACUAUUUUCAUUUAGCCACAUAUAAAACGGACCCUUUGGUACCAAUAUUAAAGGCUGACUCCAUUUGCAGCGGAAAGAGUGACAGCUAAACUAUGAAACAACAAGAAUCGCCGAAAGGCGAUUUUUAACUGGGCUGUAAAGGGGCUAUUUUUUCUGAGGGGAGGGGGCGGCUAUACACACUCAGGCUACCAUAAAACCUUGUCGGCAACCAUUGCAUGCAACAGAAUCUCAUGUGAGACUGAAACAUAAACUCAUUCAGAACAUUGUACCCUUUUGAAAGACUUUCGUAACCAAAAAAAAAAGAGUACCAUUUUUAAGUGCGGGCUGUAUAAUAACUUUUAAAUUCCACCAUUAUGACUAAAAAUAAACAAGUUGGCCAUUAAUUCUAAACAGGAAACAAUUUGCAUUAUUUCCACGCACCCCUCCCCCAAUCCCUCUGUGCCCCAAAAUAUAGCGUGACAGUAUAACGUGACUAAUCUGACGUAACCGGAAAUUCCAAAAGUUGUUGUCCUUCUACGAGCAUAAAAUGCGACAGACUGAGCUGAUUUACACUAGACAGAAAUAUUGUAUUGUAUGAAAACCAGAAGUAUACUAAAACAGACAGUUAACUGCCCAUUGAUCCCACCUGAUCCAGGGGCCUCACUGACUGCACGGAGACUUUACUGCGCUUUUCACAAACAUGCGAACUCUAAAGUUCAAAAGCCACCUUCACAAUUGUGUUUAUCGCUGCCGUCAAUCAUAAUUACGAUCACAAGCAACGAACCUUGAAACAGAGAAACACACAAAACGGAUCGAAAUCCACAAAUCACAAACCAUGACCUUUUGAACCCGUGAAGUAAAGUUUUGUUUCCUAAGAGGUCCGUUAAGAUGAUUGACACCAGCGAAAAAUGCAAUCGUCGGUUGGGUUCUGAACUCCAGAAUUCGCAUGUUUGUGAAAAGUGCGAUCCUAAUUUGCGGUCCACAGUCUACAUGAAAACGCACUAUUUUUUCCACAAGAUGAAAAGUAUUCAGAUUUAAGAUUUUCCUCACGGUAUUUUUCUUUAACUUAAAGGAAUAAAAUCCUUUGCAUUUUGAGACCUAAAAAAGUUUAAAGAUUUCUCGCUCGCAUGUUGUGUUCACCAGCACGCACUUCAAACAAUGUAAAUAGAUGAAACGAUCGAUAACAUAUUUUUUACCUGAUACCGAUGUGAGUUAAAAAUUCGCUCCAGUUCUGUUUGUUUCACCCAAGACUAACUUUUCUUCAUGGAAACUAUGCCGCUUUAUAACUCGUCCGAGGUUUUUGUGCCAGCUAAACAAUAUGGAAACACUAUUCACAGUGACUCCUUGACUGAACAUGACGCACUAUUAUGCCUUUAUUUACUUCUGAUCACAUCUUCAAGCGAAGUCUCUCUUUUCAAGCGAUUCAUCUCAAUGUACAAUAAUUGACCCUUAUAUUAGUUAAAAUAAUAUAGUUCAUUUAUAUUAAUGCUGUUUUUGCCCCUCACAUUGACUGUGUUCGUUCGUAUUCAAAACACCUUUACGCAAAUAAAGGUCGUAUGAGUCAUGUGUGUUAUGUUUCGAGAUAAAUGGAUUAUACGCUUUUUUAAGUUUCCAUUUUGCGGUGACUUCAGUUUACAUCUCCAUAAAAUGGUAAAAGAAAUAUCAAGAAACAUCACGAGAGCUGAAAAUUUUGAAAGGCAUGUUUCUGAAACUCGCUAAUGCUGACAUCAAUAUAGCGUGCUUGCUGAAUGGGCGAAAACACAGAAUUGUGAUCACAAGAUCUUGUACAAAUUUAAUGACAAAAGCUUAGCAAGAUACAGAUACAAACAAAAGAAAACCCCCUGAAACCUCGACGUGGGCUACACUUGUAUGCUCUACUCAGUCACCAAACCUUGUCAGCAAUAGCUCCUAUUUUCCUCAAGUCGCUCUCUGUGAAGCUCCCGGAUGGGAUGUCCCGGAGAAGCUUUUAACUUGUGUGCGAAAUUCUCAGAGUUCCUAUUUUUGUCCGUGUCUUCUUUAUCCUCAGUAUCCGAGAUUAGAUCUCCAAAGUGGCGUGUGUUGCAUUCAAUAGAAGGAAAUAUUUAAAGGAAAAGCCAGUCUUCUAACAUGGCAAAGUUCAAAGUUGUCACGUCCCUCGCUUAUGGACGUGCCUCACAUCAGGAUUCAUCUGCCAUUCAUCGGCAACUGAGUUGUUCGCUUCACUGACUAUGACGGCUUACAAUCAAGUCUUUAGCCAUAGUGUCGUCAACUGGUGAAAUACUUUGCUCGUAAAUUGUGGUUCUUAAUUGCUCAUGUACUACAUCGAUCGAUAGUUCACGAAGCAGCUACGGCGUUCCAAAACUGACGCUCACAGUCAUCUUUUCAGUCUUUUAGUGUGAACCUACCGUGAACGGCUUGUCGGUUUGAAUGCAACGCGAGCAUUUCUCUGAGUUUCCCAGCGCCAACAUUAUCUAACUGACUUAAACUCGAACAAUAAAAAAAUUAUAGAGUUAAUGCCAUGGUCGAAUAGCUUCGAACAACGCAAAUAGCUUUCUUCAGGUUCGCAACGCCUUGUGGGUUUUUCAGGGGGAGCGCAGACAAGGUACAAAAAGUAUCCGUGCAAGGGUUCAUGCAAGAGAAAACCCUAUGAAACCAUUUGUGAGAACAUCGUUUCUGCGUACUAGACCCUCGUGUUUUCCCUCCCCCGGAUGACCACUUUGUGACACCGACGACCGAAAACCCAUUUUAUGACUGGGCGCACAGGCAGCCCAGUAAAUAGCGUAUAGCCAGGUUCUGGGAAAACCCUUUUAUGUUUUAUAUUGUCUUCGAACCAGGAAAAAGAACAAAAAUAUCAGUUAGGAUUGGAUGGCGUACGAUUGCGUGAUGCCGAAGCCGGAUUCAUUUCGCGCAAGCCUGGUUUUGCUAUCUUCAAUCCGGAUCACAAGUGAGUCUUAAGUUCGACGAAUGCUUGUUUAUUGAACAAAGAGUACCUAGAACCUGUAGAACUACUGUCACAGCUGUCUGUCGUAAUUGUUCAUUUUCUGAUACGUGACUUAAAUGGCCCCUCUGACUGAUUUAACUCAGCAUUAUUUUCAUGUGAUGAACACGAUGAAACUGCACAGAUAAGUCAAGAAGUGCAGUGUGGAAUUUUUCUCUGAUAUAUUUACUUCAUUUAUGACUCGAAGUUGUGUGUUAUGCUUUCUGGUAGUCGUUAUUGACGGUGCAUAAUCUGGGAUUGAGAUUGCACAAGCCAAAUAAACAAUUCCUGUUGAAUUUUUCGAUCCGCCCCUCCAGAAUAUCUCAGAGUAGACCCAUCUAAGGUGUCAAAAAAGUGUAGAAAUCAUUUCAAACAAUAGUUUACACUAGCAUGAUUAUCACUGCCAAAUUAAGCGGAAAAACAACUAAUUGCCUCAAAAUUUUGUAGGAAUCGAACUGGAAAAAAAAUGUAUUUAGUGUAUUUUACGAUUAACUUGGCCUGUCCCUUUGCCUUAGAAACCUGUUUAAAGAUUACAAAAGUCUGGAGCUGACUGGAGAAAACCAAGACGUCGUGGAUAGUUGGAAAGCUUCUUUCUUACGCGUGGGGGUCUACCCAGAAAGGGUAUUUUCAGAUGAUAAAAGUCUGGUGAGUUCCAUUCGUCUUAUUAUUGAUAACGUUUGAGGGAGGUAAAAACAAACACGUGAUGAAAUAUGAUGUGGUAAUGUGAGCAAUUUUAGCUAAUUUUAACAUUGGCCGAUGCGGGAAAUACCAUAAUAUUCUUUGUACUGUUGUUUGGGUAGUGCGUCAUGUAAACCUGACUUUUGCUUUUUCUUUUGUUCUUUUCGAAGAGAAUAACGUCAAACAUACCGUCGAAUGGAACAUAGUCAGUUUAACAUUGCUCUUGGAAAUCACGCAUUGCUCGCGCAACCUACGGAUCAGUCAGUUGUUUGUUUGCAGAUAAACUAACUAAUCUGUUGGUUUGCGCUGAUUUCCAAAAUUAGUUGUAAGCUUUUAGCCAAAGAGAAGACAGUGAGUACCAACGUAUAAUGAUCCACGUGAUCUAGAAUAUAGCGAGGCACAAAAUAGAUCUUUUUUCACGGUUGAGAAAAAGCCCCUGAAAGAGCUGUGCAGGACAGCUGAAAUGGUGACACAGAAGAGAGUUCGAUGAGAGACCAUUACUGCUCCUUUCGGACGCAAUUACCUUAAAACCCUUAAUGCAUUUCGCGUUUUUCUUCCUUAUCAUUGUCACAUUAACUUUUUCAAUUUUUUUGUUCUCAGCAAGUUGAGAUAGGUACCCUGGACCCUCAGCUGGAACGACAAGCGGAAACUAUACGAACCCUGGCCGAUUCUUACAUCAGGAUUGUCAGCAAGACAGUACGGGAUCUAGUGCCUAAGACUGUAAUGUUCUUUGUCGUUAACAAUGUAAGCUACCUUCCUUACUAUACUUGAAUACGAUGAUGUCAUACAUUAUUUCGGUAAGGGAUGCUAUCGUAUUUCCAUCGUUUUAGCGUUUCCGCGUGGACGGACGAAAGCGAUUUGAAUACGCUACUUGUGGACGCGUAUGUUGUCGAAAACGGAAAACAAUUCUCCGUUUUCAAAAAUAUCUGCUGGAUACAGUGGACGAGGCCUAACGUCUGACCUGCCCCCUUCAGUGCUAGUUUCAAAUUUACUAUUAGGUUUCUUGAAACUAACAGUGAAGAAGGCAGACGUCUCUGCCGAAAAAUCCAUGCUUAAUUAAGAUCUGUUGUUUGUAACUUGUCAACCUGCUGCUGCGUACACCUUUUACUUUAUUUACAAGGCAAGUCACACAGUUUACAAAAGGCUGACUUGCUAACUAAAUGGUGGGUGGGUGAACGAGUAUGGGGAUAGAUAAUUGACAAUUAAUGAAUGAGGCUGAGUAUCUUAUGAAGAAUUAUGGAGAUCGAAUUCAAUAGUUGUUUUAUUAUUCAUUCAAAAUAAUUCCUAGUUUAAAAAUAAAGCUAAAACAUGCUUACCUCCAUCGAUGUUAACUUUACCUUCGAUAGUGCACGUUUAGGGUUGUUCAGCUCCGCAAAUAUUCUCCAAAUAGCAGAUGCCGCCCUUCGAGUUGUGUUCUUGCUGUUCUUGCCAUGUUUUUAGCUAUAAUUUCGGCUAGUUCUUACUCUUAAAACGAGUGAAAUGUCCGCCAUUUUUUGUUUCCACAACUAAAACAACUCAACCUCGUCCCCAGGUAUUCUCGGUUAACGGUGCAUUAACCUGCAAGAACGCUACAUUUUUGACGUCAUUUCCUCGUUAAACACAAAGUUCUUCCAAAUUUGGUCAUCAGGAACUGGUUAUGGUGAAUUAUGCGUGUGCUUUUAGCCAGUCACAAUCGGGGAAAUAUUUUGAAUGAAUAAUAUAUUACAGAUACUGAACUGUUCCCCUCAGGGGUGACAACCUUAAGUGAAUGUCUUCUUUGCUCUGUCUUUAAUUACAUUACAGGUAAAAGAUUUUAUAGGCCAAGAGUUGCUAGCAUAUUUAUAUUUGACCGGAAAAGAGGUGAGAGAAAGUUAUUGUGAACAGCUUUGAUAAACGUUUGUAAUACGUUUGGUAGAUAAGUACUUUUUCCCUGGAAUUGUGUUAAGGUAUUUAAUGUACUCACUCGUCAGACACAACUGAAUAACGUAGAAUUCAGUGGUGUGGUGAAAGUGCGCCAUCAAAUAUCCGAUAUGUUCACCCUAUACCGAAGAGCUUUUAGUGCCGUCACGAAAAGCUCUUCGGAUCGGUAUAGUAUGAACACCUAUCCGAUAAGUGGCUCUCCACUUUAGAGAUCGGCGCGGGGCAGCUACGCUCCGUUACAGAAAUGGCGCUGAUAUCACCGUUAAUGUGUGUGAACAGAAGCGUUAUCCGGUAUGUUUUUUGUGCGGGCGCAAAGGCUCUCCGGUACAGUGUGAACAGAGCCUAAGCCUAAGCCUGAUCAAAAUUUCACUGAAAUUUACCCCGAUAACUCGAAUUCUCCGCUAACUCGAAAUGUUAACUUUUUCGUUUCCCUUCAGAGUUCAAGUUAUCGGGCUUCUACUGUAUAUCUAUAGUAAUUUAAUCUCACCUGUGUUUCCUCGUCUUGAGUUUUAGAUUCUAGGAAUGUUACGAAACCACGAGGAAGACGGUAGUGAAGGCGUCUGCUUGAGAGUGAAUUCACAUUGAUCUUCAUCUCCAUUAUUUCAAUUCCGUGUUGAAUUCUGCUGCGAAAUCUGAGUUCAAAAAUAGAGAGGAAAUUCGUCUUCUUGUGUUCACAUUUCCAUUGACAGUACAUCUCAUUAAGAAAUUUCACGCCGUAUUUGAGCUUAUUUGUGCACGGGACGGAAAAGAAAUGUACCCAAAAGUGUGGUGCACGUGCAGAGUAAUGGUUUUGCACAAGUUGAUGUUUUUUAAGGACGGCCGCGGAAACACAGCGACAAAAGUUGUCUUUAAUCUACUUCCUAAGAAUUCAACUUAUGGAGAAUUCGCUUACAUUUGAUAACCUUAGGCAGGUAAACUAAUGACAAUGAAAUUUGAAAGAACGUGAAUACAUAUUACAAAACCAUUUUGGCCCCCGUCUCUGCCUUGGGCCAAGGCCAAACGUCGAACUUUUCAUGAGAUGAACCAAACUUAGUCAGUAAAAUUCAUGAAAAGUUCGACGUCUCAGGUAAGUUCGUCUGAAAAAACUUUAUGAAAAUUGCUUAUUGGUCUUAUUCAGUUUGAUUGGUUAGAUGCGAAGUUCGACGUCUGACCCAAAAAGCGAUCUUAACUUAAUUUAGGUCGACACAAAUUAGAGUUUGGUUCGUCUAAUGAAAAGUUCGACGUUUGGCCCAGGCCUUAGUUCCUUGAACACCCGAUCGGCGUACGUAUGUUCCCUGCGUUAAUAGAGCGCUUUAGAUUUGAGGACGAGAACGAGUACGAGACAGUACGAGAUUUAACUAAAAGUUUUUUCGCGUUUUUUUUUUAAAAGACAGCCCGAAAGCUUCAUUUUAAUUUUAAUUUUUCACCAAAAACGUUAGUACGGUUAUUUAUACUGAAGGAGGUUAAGCCCUCUCUUGAUAGAAAAAUGAUAAAACUUCUUAUCUUUGAUAACCUGUUCCCGCCACCCUGAGACUCUCGCCAAAACUCGUAGUUAAGUGACGACGGCUAUCGCGUUUUCCCGCCACGCAUCAGCAACACUCAGUAUUGAGAAAAUCUCGUACUAGUAGUCGUCCUCGUCUCAGAAUCUAAAGUUCUCUAAUUAUGACUGUUCAUGGCUCAGAAUGACCUGAUGCAAGAAAGCGAGGCCGAAAUAAGUCGCCGAGAGGAGAUGUUGCGCAUGUUUCACAGCUUAAAAGAGGCUCUACGGAUAAUCGGCGAGAUAGACGUCACCACCAUUACCACAGCACUGCCGCCGCCUGUGGAUACGGGAGACCUGGACUCAAUUGACUCAUACAAACCUCCAAGGUUUGACAAAUAGUUUUCUCUUGAAGUAGAAUUUUUACUCAAAUCCUUGUGUUACUGCGAAAAUGUGACGACCGCACACUUGAUUAAAAAAACUGCCUUACAAGUUUGUUAUGUCACAGAAAAUCCAUUUUUCAACCAAAUAUCGUUAUUUUACACUCCCUGCACCCAUCCUUUCCCCUCCCAGGUUCGCCCAGGUUGAAUUUGAUCGUACGCUGAUUUCCAAAAGAGGUGGAAAAAAAUUGUUUUUUUUUUUUAAAUGUGUGUAUAUGUUCGCUUUUAGUUGUUGUUGUUGAGCGUUUUGUUUCUCCGACUUAAAAUGGUUUAUAGGCAAUAUCUGGCAAUAUGUAUCUGAGUCUCAUUUGAUUCGUACCAUGUACUAAAGUCUACUUUUGUAGUACUCCAUAGAUUGCAAGUCUGUGACUUGCUUUUAUAGUGAUUGUAAGAACUUUUCCAGUGCACUUGUAAUUGUUUUUCUUUCUUACGGGGAAGCAGACAGCCGCCUCCACCUCGACCGUCCUCGGGUGCAAAUCUCACACCAUCCUCACGCACGUCUCGUCCCGUCCCUAGCGUGCCAUCAAGACCAGACAGUUCUCCAACUGUACCAAGGUGAGCAGUGCAUAUUUUACCACGCUCAAAUGACUGAAAAAUCAUCUUUCUCUUGUAUUCACGAGGUUCAAAAUUCACCAUCACCUCUCUAUCAUUGCGCGAAAGCAAAUAUCGACAUUCUUGUCCUAGCACAAGGUUCGUACAGGUCAUGGAAAACAUGGAAAGUCAUGGAAUUUAAGAAUUUCAUUUUCCAGGCCUGGAAAGUCAUGGAAUUUAAUUGUCGGUCCUGGAAAGUAAUGGAAAAUUAAAGAUUUGUUCAAUAGAUAAUUUACUGCAAAUGACAAAGCAAAGACAACGUUGAUCAAAGACGAGAAAUCAAACAGCGCGAACCGCACACAUUUUGGUGGACACUAGAGUUUGUGUCUGUUGAACUAAAACAAGGAGAGUCUAUAAGGUCUAGAAAAUCUGAAAAAGUCAUGGAAUUUGAAGAGCUCAAAAGAGUAUGCAGGAUGUUGUCACAGGAACCUUCUUUAGAGGCCUUAGCUGCCACGAGUCUCCUGUAUCUUAGGGGUAGAGCAUCUGGACUAGUAACCAGAAGAUAUAGGUUCCGAGCCAUUGACUAAAUAACAUCUUUCCAAAUUCAGGGUUCUCACAGUCUUGAAAAGUCCUUGAAUUUUAGGGAAAGUCCUUGAAACGUCUUUAAAUUUCUGUGCUCGUCCUUGAAAAUUCCUUGAAUUUUCUUCAACUUAGAAUGUGGUGGCCUGGAAAGUGUUUUUUAACGCUUUUUGGUUUUCCAUGACAAUAUGUACCAUGCUCAGAGACGUUUAAAGUGAUUUACGUAAAGCAUUUUUUGUUUUAUGCAAGAAUUAACUAUUAAAUUAAGACAAGUGAACUAAAAAAUGUAGACAAGUUGGUGGAGGACACACUUCAAGCCUUUACAAUCCUGUUGGAAUGGAAUGAGAAUGUGCAUUUUUUUACAAUGUACGAAAUUACAUUCCUGAAAGGUGGUCCUUGAAAAUCGAAUGUGGUCUUGGAAAAGUCCUUAAAAAAUGGUUGCAAUUAUUUGUAUGAACCCUGUUCCAUGUAUUCUCCUUGGCUUAAAAUUCUCAAUCACUUUUCUAUUAUUACGCAUAACCACAUAUGGACAUUCAAAUCCUAGAAGUAUGCAGGAUGUUUGUCACAUGGCCUGAACUCCCAUGAACUCUCCUAUAGCUCAGUGGUAAAGUAUCUGGGUCAGUAACCAGAAGGUCAUAGGUUUGAAACCAAUUAGGAGUACUCGGAUUUUAUUCUAUCGAGCUACUUGUGUCGUUGAUGAAGAAAACAAAUCGUCUUUCUUAAAGCAAAAUACUUCAAAGCUAAGGUCGAAUGAAUGAAACUAAAAUUAUAAGGUACUGCGAACUUUAACAGCAUUCUGGAGGAAAGUAAGUUGCAUCUUUUUGGACUCCGAUGCCUUUUAAAUGUCCAUAGGAGUGGAUACUUGAAAAUGCUAUACCUUCUUCCACACAUAGCAGUAACUUGUGGACGAGAGCUAACAUUUUACGGGUCAAUAAAAAAGGAUCUGAUGUGGAAUGCUUCUGAUGUGUAACGUUUUUGUUCUUUUUGUGUCUAUUUCACCACAGGAAACCCAAUGCACCAGCAAAGCCAGCUCCUCCUUCUCCAGUACCUGGUCGGCGACCUGUGCCCUCAAGACCUUAAAUGUCAGCUGUGUCUUUGCAGUUCUUGAUAUGGAACAUAAAGCCCGG